Notolabrus celidotus (New Zealand spotty) is the source of this 1185-nucleotide messenger RNA. RefSeq names its product sodium- and chloride-dependent taurine transporter-like. Gene Ontology annotation, biological process: taurine transmembrane transport; sodium ion transmembrane transport. Gene Ontology annotation, cellular component: membrane. NCBI's taxonomy places the organism in Eukaryota, Metazoa, Chordata, Actinopteri, Labriformes, Labridae. The record is from RefSeq and is a predicted model, not a curated record. Gene Ontology annotation, molecular function: taurine:sodium symporter activity.
AUGGCUCAGAAAGAGAAACUGCAGUGCCUGAAGGACUUCCAUAAGGACACUCAACCGUCCCCCGGUAAGAGCCCUGGCACCAGGCCUGAGGAUGAGGCAGAGGGCAAACACCCGCAGCGGGAGAAGUGGGCCAGCAAACUGGACUUUGUUCUGUCCGUGGCUGGCGGCUUUGUAGGUUUAGGGAACGUCUGGCGUUUCCCGUACCUCUGCUACAAGAACGGUGGAGGUGCAUUUCUCAUCCCCUACUUCAUUUUCCUGUUUGGCGGAGGUCUGCCAGUCUUCUUCCUGGAGGUCGCCCUGGGUCAGUUCACCUCUGAGGGUGGCAUCACCUGCUGGGAGAAGCUCUGCCCCAUCUUUACUGGUACGUAGCCCGCUCUGCUGCACCUCUAUUCUCAGCUCUAUUUGCAGAAUACAGAAGAAGAAGAAGAAGAACUGAAGAGUACAUGUGGAGGUUUGGUUGCACUCUAGUGUGUCUUGUCUCAUGUGGGAUCUCAGACUCCUGGAAACCCCUCCCUGAGCACUAUGGAGACAGGCUCCACAUUCAGCAAGAUAACCUGCGAGCACAGCCGUGCAGUUAGCCGCUAAAGAGCUGCAUAUUUCCCUCAGGAGUCCGAGGAGACCAAUUACUGACAAACAAACAGCGUAUUGAACAGUGGCCUGAGCAGUAAACGCUGCAUGAGUAAAUAAUCAAGUUUACUGACAUUGUUUGUUAAAAAUAGGUCGUUUGUGUUGACGCUGCAUUUUUACCAAGCUUACUGUUCUGAUUAUAACUCGUUAAAAGGCGUUACAGUGAGAGCGCUCCAGAUAAACACCUCGGCCAGAGUAAACAUGCUGAUUGGACGAUCAGCUGGUUGCAGAGUUUGGGUUUAAACCUCUGUAAGCCGAUCAAAUAAGAAUUUGGACUUUGUCAACAACCCCACUUGAUUAAUUUCUGACUGCCUUUUGCAGUUUUUGACACCUUUGCAUUGGCUUCAUUUUCUAACUGGGACUGGGUCAUCAUCCAAAGUAAAAGGAAAUAAAAAAACUAAUAAUAAAAUAAUUAUGAUAAUAAUAAUUCAGGAGAUUACAGAAUAAACCUUUAACAGACAAGGAGAAGUGUAGAAAAUUCUAACAAUUCAAAAAACAUGAAUAAAUGCAAAUUAAACAGAAUAAAGUGAUGAAAGAGUAGAACAAUAAAUCAUUAUU